Messenger RNA from Sporothrix schenckii 1099-18, 2247 nucleotides. RefSeq lists its product as uncharacterized. NCBI's taxonomy places the organism in Eukaryota, Fungi, Ascomycota, Sordariomycetes, Ophiostomatales, Ophiostomataceae. Gene Ontology annotation, molecular function: protein binding. The record is from RefSeq and is a predicted model, not a curated record. The transcript has a single exon. Bases 1 to 2247 code for a protein of 748 amino acids.
AUGGGCCAUUCACAUUCCAGUCUCCGAAAGUCACGUCGCUUGACGGUGCCUGUUGCUGACACCGCCGACACUCUGGCAAUCCAUUGUGGGCUGGACGGAAAGGACAGCAAGUACCAAAAGGACUACAAAGACAACGAUGGGCGAGACCAUCGAGACGAUCAGGACAACAAAGACGACAAGUCGGAAAGCACACUGACACCCCAACCCAAGAUCGACGGCCCCCGUCCCAGUCCUGUGCCUGCCCCCAUCCCGCGAAGCGAAGACUACCUCUCCCCGACAAGCCACGACGAUGAAGGCGUGCCUCUUGGCCGACUGCGAGCUCUGUGCCCAUCUGGACCCGUCCCAGAGCCGCCCGUGCACGACGUCAUUGCAUCGGUCCUGGCUAAACAAGGCAAGGCAAGAGGAAAAGCCGAGACGGCCGGGAUGGCCAGGGCGCGCAGGUCCAAGAACAUUCCCAGGCGCAGGCGACACAGAACCAACAUCAACAGCAUCGACAGCAUCGACAUUCGUGACAAGUCCCCCGACCUCGACGUGUUGGCGGCCCGCGCUCUCUACAAUGCUGCCUGCAGCCCGCUGUGCCGCCUGCCCGACGACGUGCUGGCGCGCAUCAUGUGCCAUUUGGGAUGGGACAAUAUAUACUUUUUGCGCCACACGUGCCGUUUGUUUAUGCGUGUCUUUUCGACGCACUCUUUCUUCCGGCUGAUCCGUGCCCCCGAGGCCAUCAACAACAACAGCAGCCUUUUUGUCCUGCCGACACCGUGGAGCCCGGAGAAGCUGCCCGAGAGCUGCUCUGCUUCCGAAAUGCCUGUACGUUGCCGAGACACCACAGUACACCUUCGCGACCGAGGCUACUGGCGCCAGCGGUGCCGCGACGCUCUGCGUGCGCAGCAGUGCGCAGGCUGCCGUGCCGCGCCGCAGGGGUACCAGCUGGCCGAUGUGUACAUGCACUGCACGGCGUGCCGUGUCGACCACCCGACCGACCUGUUCUCGGGCCCCCAGACGCGUAUGGACGCGGCAACGGCAGCACAGCGUGUCUGCAUUGGCCACGAGGGUCAUGUGCGGCUGUGCGACCACAAGACGGUCGACUGGGCCACUGUGGUUGGGAGUCUACCGGGUCGCCGCGUGAACAACAACUUCCGCAACCAGUUUGACACCGAUGCCAUACGGCUGCUGCAAAUGUCCAGCGCAGAGGGGGCAACGAGUACACAGGCCAUUUUCUCUGUGGAGCCGUACCUCCGCAUCGUCUGUGACCAUCCGAGCCACGGGGCGUAUUCGCACCAUGGACGACCAAACAUGCAAGCUACACCCGACACGCAGCUUCCGCCGUACAGACGCUUUGCCGCCGACCAUGGCAGAGACGACGAGGCCGCAGCCGAGCGACCGUCGUUUGUGGUGCACGACAUGAUUGUGGACGGCGUCAACCACAAGGUGGUUACAUGGUCCUACACGGCGCACAUGGACUUGGCAGACAACACUGGUGGCAAUGGCGCCAUCACUGCCCAGACGUUCCGCAACUGCCUCCACGACCUGCGCAAGACCCACAGCCCGGCACGCUACAUUGCACCGCUCGACUACCCCGGCCUUCUCCACGAGCUGCGCUGCGUCGACCCCGAGCGCUGUGGCUGUCUUUUGUACCCGGGGUUUCAAAGGAUCCAGGGCCAGGGGACCGCCAACACGCCUCGCCAGACGACGACAAUGACCUGCCGCCAGCACGAGGUCGUUCGCGUGCUCAACUCGCGCGCGUCCAACAUGGACCACAUUCGCAUUCGCCUUGUGUCGUGCGACCGUGCCCCGCGGUGCCUCAAGCUGGUGUACACCCGCACGAUCCGCCUCGAAGGGUUCUGUGUCAAUCCCGAUCCGCUCUGGCCGCCGGCCAUCGUGGGUGGCGGUCCGAUGAACCCGAGCAGCAUUUUCAACUACCUGCGCGAUGCGCUGUACGAUGCGUCUGUGCCGCUGGGAUGGUACCAGGCGCUGGAUCCAUUGUCCUACCGUGUCAAUGAUGGUGAUGUCCGUGGUACCGACGACCCGGACCGACCCCAUUGGCUGCGGUGCAGCAACGCGUCAUGUCGCUUGCACCCCCGGUUUCUUCGUCCCCGGAUCUGCCCCCCGCGGCGUAAGAUGAAUGUGCCGUGCGCUUGGGGGUGCCGACGCACGCGAGUCCGCGGCUACCACUGUACGGGGUGCGGGGGAAAAGGGUCCAUCUUUUUUCCAGUUGAAUAUGAUAGCCAGUGGGGGUUUGAGUUGUGA